This is a messenger RNA of Drosophila erecta, 1106 nucleotides long. RefSeq names its product proteasome subunit beta type-5 (gene Prosbeta5R1). Bases 82 to 1029 code for a protein of 315 amino acids. The record is from RefSeq and is a predicted model, not a curated record. The transcript is spliced from 2 exons. Gene Ontology annotation, molecular function: threonine-type endopeptidase activity. NCBI's taxonomy places the organism in Eukaryota, Metazoa, Arthropoda, Insecta, Diptera, Drosophilidae. Gene Ontology annotation, cellular component: proteasome core complex.
UCAUUUGAGCUCGUUCAGUGUGCUCAAUUACACAUUACACUAUAUUAUUUUGCUGAAUUCAUUUACCCUUGUGAACCCACAAUGGCCCUGGAAGCGAUUUGCGGCAUGGGUAAAAUGCCCUUCAUGCGGCGCUUCGAUGACGCACAGUCCGAGUGGCAGAAGGAGCAGCUUCGCGAGGCGACCAGUAAUUUUGAAAAUCCCUAUGAGCUGCAGGCGCCUCCCUUCGAAAGGCCCGCCGAGAAUCUGCCCAAAAUCCUGGCGCAUUGUGGCAUUCGCAUGGACUUUGACCACGGCACCACCACUCUGGGCUUCAAGUACCGCGGAGGAGUGAUUCUGUGCGCCGAUUCCAGAGCCACCUCUGGCCAGUACAUUGGAUCCCAGACGAUGCGGAAAAUAGUGGAGCUGAAUGACUAUAUGCUGGGCACCUUGGCCGGUGGAGCCGCGGAUUGCGUCUACUGGGAUCGGGUUCUGGCCAAGGAGUGCCGACUGCACCAGCUGCGCUAUCGGAAACGCAUGACCGUGGACACGGCUGCCCGGAUCAUCUGCAACAUAUCCACGGAGUACAAGGGCAUGGGUCUGGUGAUGGGCAUGAUGCUGGCCGGCUUCGAUGACGAGGGUCCCAAGCUGAUUUACGUGGACUCGGAGGGCAUGAGGUCCCAUGGUCAGGUCUUCUCCGUGGGCAGCGGUUCUCCAUAUGCCCUCGGCGUCUUGGACACCGGCUACCGGCAUGAUCUCUCCGAUCAGGAGGCCUAUGACUUGGCCAGACGGGCGAUUUACCAUGCCACCAGCAAGGAUGCCUACUCUGGCGGAAUCGUGCGUCUGUACCACAUCAAUUCGGAGGGCUGGCGAAAUAUCUGCAACACGGACUGCUCCGAUCUCCACGAUUCGUAUUGCUCAUCUGGUUGUCCGGGGAACGAGAAGGAUCCCCCAAACGAAGGUGGUCCUGAUAAGGAUACGCCCUGUUCCAGUGGCUGGACGAAGAAGAAAAUUACAGAAGACAAUUUGCAGACUAAGCUGGCAACGGUAUGAAAAUUAUGAAAUUAUUGGAGCAUAGAAACGUAUUAUGAAAAUUGCUGUGGUAGUAAAACUUCUGUGUUUGCAAACGU